AUGUUCAAUGGAUACAACAACGCGUACACGAAACCCAACCCUACUUACGAGUUUUCAGGGAUGAAAACGGACCAGUACAGCGGUAAUUACAGUAGUAAUGAUGAAGAUCAGAUUCGUUAUCCAAGGGCAUCAAACGAGUCCCAUACCUCGCUGUCUAGACCACCUGCAACGGCGUUUAGCUCGAACUAUAUGAGGGAACAGGGCUCACAUCCAUCUCUGCAAGGACAUCUCCAAAAUCAAGUGGAAUCUGUGGGCGGUGGGUUUGCUGAUGUGCCCAGUUUGUCGUAUCCGUCCACUCCAACCACGUCCCAGCAAAACUAUACAUCUCCAAAUAACCAAAACGUCAUGAACACACCACCAGCGGUAGGCACUUUUGGCAACGGCAACAACGCGGCCCCUAGUCUCUAUAGCCACGGCAACAACUCCCAGAGUAACUUGCGCAACAACGUCUAUCCAAACCUUCAAGUCUCACCGGGCCAGUAUUCCGUGACAUCGGACUACAUGCCCGAAAAUCACACCUUACAGAGUCCUCAGCAUCUCUCUCAGUAUAAUAACACUAGGCAGAGUCCACAGCAUAGUACGCCCUUCCAGGCUAUGGCCAGUCCUCAGCAUGCGCAGCAGUACGGUUCGAACGCCAGCGUACACCAGCAAAGCCCGGUCAGAGGCCUCCAGGGCCUGCCAAACAGUGACUCGCAGCAACGUCUUUCUGCUGCUGCUCCACCUGCUUCGAACUACAUGUACUUCGAAAGACGGCCCGAUCUGCUCUCAAAGUCCACUCAGGACAAAGCCGCGACAGUCAAGCUAAAAAUUGAGAACUUUUACCAGUCUUCCGUUAACUAUGCCAUAGAACGCAAUCAAAGGCGUGUAGAGCUUGAGAAUCAACUGGUUUCGCAAGACUGGUCCGAUGAACGCAAAAGCAGACAGCUUUCCACGUUGGGCAAAAAAGAAUCACAGUUUCUGCGACUACGUCGUACUCGACUUUCUUUAGAAGAUUUCCAAACCGUGAAAGUGAUCGGUAAAGGUGCAUUCGGUGAAGUAAGACUGGUCCAGAAACGAGACACGGGCAAAAUUUAUGCGAUGAAGACGCUACUGAAAUCAGAAAUGUACAAAAAGGAUCAGUUGGCGCAUGUUAAGGCAGAAAGAGACGUUUUGGCCGGAAGCGAUUCGCCUUGGGUGGUAUCGCUGUAUUAUUCCUUUCAAGAUACUCAGUAUCUGUAUCUCAUCAUGGAAUUUCUGCCUGGCGGUGAUUUAAUGACUAUGCUUAUUAGAUGGCAAAUCUUCACGGAAGAUGUCACCAGAUUUUAUAUGGCAGAGUGCAUUUUGGCCAUUGAGGCCAUUCAUAAACUUGGCUUCAUCCACAGAGACAUCAAGCCAGACAACAUAUUGAUCGAUAUACGAGGCCAUAUUAAACUAUCCGAUUUUGGACUUUCCACUGGUUUCCACAAGACUCAUGACUCAAAGUAUUAUAAAAAGCUUCUACAGCAAGAUGAAGUGAACGCAGCAGCAGGCAACCUCCAAAAACCACAAAUGGGAAUCACUGCCAACAGUUCAGGUAAAAACCGUAACACCAUGUUUGUGGAUGCCAUUCAUUUGACCAUGACCAACAGGCAGCAGAUACAAACGUGGAGGAAAUCGCGUAGGCUAAUGGCAUAUUCGACAGUUGGUACACCUGACUACAUUGCGCCUGAGAUUUUCUUGUAUCAAGGCUACGGCCAAGAAUGCGAUUGGUGGUCCCUGGGCGCGAUCAUGUACGAAUGUCUGAUUGGGUGGCCACCGUUCUGUUCUGAAACACCUCAAGAGACUUACCGUAAGAUCAUGAACUUUGAGCAGACCUUGCAGUUCCCAGACGACAUUCACAUCUCGUAUGAAGCUGAAGACUUGAUCCGCCGGUUCUUAACACAUGCAGAUCAAAGACUCGGCAGACACGGUGGGGCUGAUGAGAUCAAGAACCAUCCCUUUUUCCGUGGUGUUGAUUGGAACAGUAUACGGUUAGUGGAAGCGCCUUACAUUCCAAAACUAAGCAGCAUUACGGAUACUCGGUUUUUCCCCACAGACGAGCUGGAAAAUGUACCGGACAGUCCAGCUAUGGCUCAAGCUGCCCGCCAAAGAGAGCAGAUGAUGCAGCAAGGCGGUGCUGCUGGCAAUCCGGUGAGCAAAGAGGACUUGCCCUUCAUCGGGUACACCUAUUCGCGUUUCGAUUAUUUGACGCGGAAAAACGCAUUGUAA
Molecule: messenger RNA, 2226 nt
Organism: Lachancea sp. 'fantastica'
Lineage: Eukaryota; Fungi; Ascomycota; Saccharomycetes; Saccharomycetales; Saccharomycetaceae
Source: the annotation of a GenBank genome assembly